Messenger RNA from Ruditapes philippinarum (Manila clam), 1272 nucleotides. RefSeq lists its product as uncharacterized. Lineage: Eukaryota; Metazoa; Mollusca; Bivalvia; Venerida; Veneridae. Bases 107 to 559 code for a protein of 150 amino acids. The transcript is spliced from 3 exons. The record is from RefSeq and is a predicted model, not a curated record.
CUGCACAUUUGUUUUCAGUAGAAUAGCGCAAUAGUUCAAAACGGCUAGGGCUUUUAAGAAAAUCAUUACAAUUCAGUUUCAUUUCGGCAACCGAGUAGACUGUAAAAUGAUGUUCUCUGGAAUUUGCGCAUUUUUCCUUUACAUCUUCAAAUACCAUUUUGCUGUGUCUUUUGCAAAUGAAUCAAUGUGUUCAAAAUUUUCCUGUGAAGAACAGCUUUUAGAAAAAAUGAUUAGGCAGGAAAUAAAAGUAGAAAUGAUGCAAAAUAACAUUAAGAAAACUCAAGAAACGAUUGCGAAUAUUCUGGAGGAGGAAAUUAAGAAAACUAGUGCAGAGGUGUCUCAAAAACUUGAAUCGAUACAGAGCAAUGUCAUGGAGGUGGUUGAGAGAGAGAAAGAAAAGAAUGAAGAAAUACUGAAGAACGCAUUUGAAGGACUACGUAGUGAUUUCACGAAUGAUAUGGAGGAAGGAAAAAAGAUGUUAAUAAAACUUUCAGAAAAUAUUGAAAAGCCUUCCGUUGCAUUCUUUGCACACAAUGUGGUAGAUCUAAAGCUUAACUAGACAGACGAAAUCAUCAUAUUUACCACAGCAACGACCAACGAAGGAUCAGGAUAUGACACUUCCACAGGAAUCUUCACAGCACCUGUCGGGGGAUUGUUCCAAUUUAUUGUUAAUUAUUGUACAUGGGUCAAACAACAUUCACCUCUUGCGAUAGUGCUAUCAGGAAACGUGAUUGCUCGGUCGAACAAUUACGAUGCAAAAAACUCAGCUUGCAGCUCCUUUUCUGCAGUUAUGAGAGUGAAAUCUGCAGAGCAGUUAUGGGUCAAAUGUCUGUAUGGCUAUUCCGGUUAUGCUUUGAAUAAAGAUGGCUGGAGGAUGAACUCCUUCAGUGGCAUUCUCAUCAACAAAUAAAUCAUUUAUUACCAACAUUCACAUAGCAAACUGUUUAAAUACAUACUUAUUUGAAUUGCUAAUUAAACUUGAAAUUGAGAUACAUUAUUAAAAUUAUAUGCUCACAACUAAUUGCUAAAAGAGAUACCUAGCAUAUAUUUUUGUUUCAAGCAAGACGGGUAAGCAAGAGUGGUCCUGGAUAUUUGUUGUGAAUCACUGUUAAUCAAUCUCUAAAUAUAGUUUCACAUUUUCAAAAUUCAUACAAGUCUGAUAAAUGUAUCUUCAACUUAUUUGAAUUACACGUCCUUUUAUAAUGUAGAUUUGUAUUAUCACAUAAACAAUUUACGUUCACGCAACUUUUUUCUAAUAUAGCUACGAAACUU